AAACUCGCACACCGGCUGGCAACCGUACGUAAACAAUAAAUACAUAACAGAGCAACUCUGCAUUUGUACCGCACCAAUUUGUGAAUCUUUUGCCAUGAAUAAACUCGUCGGCACAUUUCUUCGCACGGUUGCACUGCGCCGUACGCUAUCCGGGGGACAAUCGUUUCACGUGCUCAACCGACAGUACAGCUACAAGAGUGACCUGGCGCUGGAAACCAUCUACCCGAAUAGCAGCCUCCGACUGUACACACCACCACCGCCCGCACCAAAGCCCGAUGGAACGUUUAACGGAUACAUUCCGCUGGAAAAGCUAACCAUCUCGUACAGCCGUAGCAGUGGCCCGGGAGGACAAAAUGUGAACACCGUAAGCACAAAGGUGGAUCUGCGAUUUCACUUGGAAACAGCCACCUGGCUGCCGGAAAACACGCGCAAUCGGUUAGCCCAGCUGCACAAGGGACGAAUCACCAAAGAUGGAUAUCUCGUAAUUAAAAGCGAACUGACCCGCUCCCAGCAGAUGAACACGGCGGACGCGCUGGAAAAGCUGCGCACCUUUAUACGCCAGGCCGAGCGGCCGGUUUCGGCGGAACCGUCGGAAGAGACGGUGGAAAAACUGCGCCGCCGGCACGAGAAAGCUGCCCGGGAACGGUUGGCCAUGAAGCGGAAGCGUUCCGAGACGAAGGCUCAGCGGCAAGCACCUUUGUAAGCGGAGGACCUCCAAAAGAUGUGUGUAGUAAAGUAACGCGUUUGAGUUUAAA
Anopheles gambiae (African malaria mosquito) is the source of this 755-nucleotide messenger RNA. Its product is annotated as large ribosomal subunit protein mL62. Gene Ontology annotation, biological process: mitochondrial translational termination. The record is from RefSeq and is a predicted model, not a curated record. The coding region runs from base 95 to 703 and encodes 202 amino acids. Gene Ontology annotation, cellular component: mitochondrial large ribosomal subunit. NCBI's taxonomy places the organism in Eukaryota, Metazoa, Arthropoda, Insecta, Diptera, Culicidae. The transcript is spliced from 3 exons. Gene Ontology annotation, molecular function: translation release factor activity.